AGGGACCCCCUGUGUUCUUGUGCCUGGAGGCACUCACAAGCCUGGAUACUUAUAUCUUGGAUGGAUGCAAGAUGAGUCAGCAUUCUAGAGGCCUACAAAGAUGCAGAAAAUGGCCCUGCUUCCUUUCCAGCAUCAGUCAUCAUUACCUGGACUCCUGAGGUGCUCCAAAGAUCACACUCCAAACACGAAGUUUUGCGGAAGUCUUGAAUAAGCUGCAGCCAUGGUUUCUAGCCCUGCCUACCAAAGGUUCUGCUCUGAUUUGGGGAUACUCCCUUUCCUUCUGGGCCAUUGCUGGGAAGAAGAGUUCCUGUGUGGCUCUACUAAGUGCCACUGGAACUCAGGAUGAAUUGGGGAAAGGAAAGUCACUGAGCCCUGGAAUGAUGGGAAGGUGGGCUGCGGGUUGCAGGCCUCAACGCAACCUGUGACAAGGUUAAGCAACCUUAGGAUGAUCUGCAUUUUGACCUGGCUGGCAGAUUAGAUCCUCAGACCUGAAGCUUUGCUUUUUUCAGCUUUUUAGCUUCUCUGCUGAGUGAUACACAUGGAGGAUCUAGUCAAGUAUUUUAUCAGACCAAAGCAGACAGUGCAAAAACAUUUGAAGUGUCAUUGAAUCUUCACAAAACAGUGGCCAAACAAGGUUUCAAUAUGAGAAAAUAAAAUUGAUUUUCAUGUAGUCAUUAAGUCAACACCAUUGCCUACUUUGUUAAUACACUAACAUUUCAAAGUACUAUCUGGGCUGCAGACAUUCCUAUAAUAGAUGAGAGACAACCCUGUCUUUCUGAAUUUAACUUAAGUGUUAAGUACAAGCCGGGCAUAAUGGCUCAUGCGUGUAAUCUGAGCGGCUCAGGAGGCUGAGGCAGGAAGAUUUCAAAGCCAGCCUCAGCAACUUAGCAAGACCCUAAACAACACAGCAAGACCCUAUCUCUAAAUAAAAUAUAAAAAAGGGCUGAGGAUGUGGUUCAGUGGUGAAGAACCUAUGAGUUCAAUUCCUGGUACCAAAAAAGAAAAAGAAUAAGUACAAUAUAAAAUUCAAUCCCUGGGUUGCUCUGAUGACAUUUUAAGGGUUCAGUAGCCACAUGUAGCCAAUGGCUACUGAGUUGAACAGUGCAGUCCAGAGCAGUUCCACCUCUGCACAGAGUUAAGUUGGACUAUGCUCCCUGCACUUCCUGAAGCUUGAGGAGCUGUGGUGUGGAGAGGCCUCCUUCCCUGAUAGACUUUCACAGGGGCAAAUUUGACAAAAGGUGAAGUUGGCCCUUAAAUAUGAUUGGAAGCUAUUAGUAAUUUGGUUUCUGGAAGGCUGGGAUGGGUCAGAGGUGUACUGAAACACUUUUGUGCUAGACUGACAGCCCAGAGCCCUGUGAAACUAGUUUUAGUAUCAGGGUGACUUAGCCAGAUUUUUUUUUUUUUUAAUUCUAGGCAAUUGGAUGGAGCAGUGGUGUCAGCUGGUGCAUGGGGUCUUUCUACUCACCUGGCCCCUUGUAGCCCCAGCCCUUGAGUGCAGGGGCAGGCACAGGAGCCCAGUUUCUAACAGUGGGGGCACUUCCUUGGGGAGGGGAAUCCCUGUCCCAGUUGCUGAGACAACUGCCACUAAAGACCCUGGGCUGGGAGUGAGCUGAGCUGUCUGGUGGUAGAUUUUGAGGCAGGACAGGCUGGGAACUCACGUGGAUGAUACAGACAACAGACAAUGGACUGGAUUGUUAUUGCUCCUGCACCUCCUCUGCCAAGAACAUCCAGAACCACUACCCCAGUCAAACCUCUGCUCACCAUUCCAAGAAAGUGGGGUGUAAGCGUGAGUGAGGGAGUGGGAGGACAGUUGUCUCUAAGCUCCUGGGACCCAGCCCACAGCUGCUGAGGAAACCAUACGGCUGACUGUGCACAUGUAGGAGUGACUGUGGCUCUUUGUAAGUGCCUAUCUGCCUGUGGGUCCUUGCUUCUGUGUGUGCACCUCUGUCCCCGCCUCCCAGCCUCAGCUAAGGAGGGGAAGCUGAGUGCCUGGCCUGGCCCAUCUCUAGCUCCCUACUCAACUGCUCAGCUUGAAUGCACCUGCCUCUGCUCCAGCUAGAAUGUGGCUCUUCCACGCUCUGCUCUGCAUGACCAGCCAGGUUCUCCUGGAGGCCUUCAAUGUGGAUGUGACCCGGCCCUGGAUCACAGCUGAAGGAGACUCACAUUUCGUGCUCAGCUCCCUUCUGCACCAAGACCCUAGCACCAACCGGACCUGGCUCCUGAUCACCAGCCCUAGAACAGCAGCACCCCUACAUCAGUGUUCCCUCAGCCAGGAUGAAAUUGUCUGCCAACCAGUAGAGCAUGUCCCCAUCCCAAAAGGAAGGUACCAUGGAGUGACAGUUGUUCGGAACCACCAGGGUGUUUUGAUAUGUGUUCAAGUUCAGGCCCGGCAACUCCACAGCCUCAGCUCAGAACUCACAGGCACCUGCAGCCUGCUGGCCCCUGACUUGCGCCCCCAGGCUCAGGCCUCCUUCUCUGACCUUGAAAAUAUCCUGGAUCCAGAAGAACAUGUGGACAUAGGGGACUGCUAUGGAAACAAAGGAGGCAUCUGGAGGAAGGAUAAAAACACAGCCAGGAGGCGCAGGGCCCUGGAGAAGGCAGAGGAGGAGGAAGAAGAAGAGGAAGCUGGUACUGAGAUUGCCAUCAUCUUGGAUGGCUCAGGAAGCAUUGAUCCCCCAGAUUUCCAGAGAGCCAAAGACUUCAUCUCCAACAUGAUGAGGAACUUCUAUGAGAAGUGUUUUGAGUGCAGCUUUGCCCUGGUGCAAUAUGGGGCUGUGAUCCAGACUGAGUUUGAUCUUCGAGACAGCCAGGAUGUGAUGGCCUCCCUCGCCAGAGUCCAGAAAGUCACUCAAGUGGGGAAUGUUACCAAGACCGCAUCAGCCAUGCAGCACGUCCUAGACAACAUCUUCGUCCCAAAGAACGGCUCCAGAAAAAAGGCAUCCAAGGUCAUGGUGGUGCUCACUGAUGGUGACAUAUUUGAUGAUCCCCUCAACCUCACAACUGUCAUCAACUCCCCCAAGAUGAAGGGUGUUGAGCGUUUUGCCAUUGGGGUGGGAAAUGCAUUCAAGAAUGAUAGGACCGACAAGGAACUGAAACUGAUUGCCUCAGAUCCCAAAGAGACCCAUGCCUUCAAGGUGACCAACUACACAGCACUGAAUGGGCUGCUGAGGAAACUGCAGCAGAACAUCAUUCACAUGGAAGGCACAGUUGGAGAUGCCCUUCACUACCAACUGGCACAGACUGGCUUUAGCGCCCAGAUCCUGGAUGAGGGACAGGUGCUGCUUGGAGCCGUGGGGGCCUUUAACUGGUCUGGAGGUGCAUUGCUCUACCAUACGCAGAGCCGCAGGGGUCGCUUUCUGAAUCAGACAGCAGCAAAUUCCAAUGUUGCGCAAUACGGCUACCUGGGUUAUUCAGUAGCAGUGCUACACAAGACUUGUGGUGUCUUCUAUGUGGCCGGGGCUCCACGGUACAAACAGCGUGGGGCUGUGUUUGAGCUCCAGAAGGAGAACAGAGAGGCCACCUUUGUGCCGGUCCUGGAGGGAGAGCAGAUGGGGUCCUACUUUGGAUCUGAGCUGUGCCCUGUGGACGUCAACAUGGAUGGGACCACGGACUUCUUGCUGGUGGCUGCUCCAUUUUACCACAUCCAUAAAGAAGAAGGCAGAGUUUACAUGUACCGUCUGCAUGAGCAGGAUGGUUCCUUCUCCUUGGUGUGCACACUGAGUGGGCUUGUUGGAUUCACCCAUGCCCGCUUUGGCUUUGCCAUGGCAACUGUGGGGGAUAUCAACCAGGAUACGUUCACAGAUGUGGCCAUCGGAGCUCCCUUGGAGGGUUUUGAGGCAGAUGAUGGUGCCAGCUUUGGCAGUGUGUACAUCUACAAUGGACACUGGAAUGGCCUCUCUGACAAAAAACCACAGCGGAUCAGUGCCUCAGCUAUGGCCCCGGGACUCCGCUACUUCGGCACGUCUGUGGCUGGUGGCUUAGAUUUUAGUGGCGAUGGCCUGGCUGACAUCACCGUGGGCACCUUGGGCCGGGCAGUUGUGCUGCGCUCACUACCUGUGGUUCGGCUGAAGGUGUCCAUGAACUUUACCCCCAGUGCACUGCCCAUUGGCUUCAAUGGCAGUGUGAAUGUACAUCUGUGUUUUGAAAUCAGCUCUCUGACCUCAGCUGCUGAGACAGACCUCAGAGGGACAUCGCUUAAAUUCACACUGGAUGUGGACAUGGAAAAGCCGAGAAAGAGGCUGCAGUGUUCUAACUCGAGGGACUGUCUGAGCCACCUCAGGGAGUGGAGCAAUCAGUCCCAUCUUUGUGAGUCCCUCCAGCUCAACCCCGUGGAGGAAGAGCUCUGUGAGGAGGACUGCUUCUCCAACAUCAGUGUCAAAAUCAACUACCAACUCCAGAUACCAGAGGGAUGGAAGGGCCACUCCUGCCCCAUUCUGGAGUCCCCUCCGGAGCCCUCAACCAUUUUCCAGCUGCCCUAUGAGAAGAAUUGCAAGAAUAAACUGUUUUGCAUCGUUGAAUUGCAGUUGGUCACCAGCAUCUCUCAGCAGGAAUUGGUGGUGGGUCUCACCAAGGAGCUGGCCAUGAACAUUAGCCUAACUAACUCUGGGGAAGAUUCCUAUAUGACAAGGAUGGUUUUGAAUUAUCCCAGAAACUUACAGUUUAAGAGGAUACAAAAGCCUUCUUCUCCAAACAUUCAGUGUGAUGACCCUAAGCCAUCUGCUUUUGCCCUGGUCAUGAGCUGCAAGAUUGGUCACCCCAUAUUCAAGAGGUCAUCUGCAAACAUUUCAGUAGUUUGGCAGCUAGAGGAGAAUGCCUUUCCAAACGAGACAGCAGACAUCACUGUGACCAUCUCCAAUUCCAACCAAAGGUCUUUGGCCAGAAAAACCCACAACCUUCGAUUCAGACAUGCCUUCAUUGCAGUUCUCUCCAAGCCAUCUGUGAUGUACAUGAACACAAGCCAGGGGCUUUCUGACCACAAAGAAUUCCUCUUCAGUAUACAUGGGGAAAAUCUCUUUGGAGCCAAAUUCCUGUUGCAAAUUUGCAUCCCAAUCAAAUUGCAAGGUCUCCAGAUUGUAAGAGUGAAGAAUGUGACAAAAACCCAGGCUUACACUGGGUGCACCGAGAAUCAGCCCGCUUGUGUGAGCGAUCCAUUUCAGCGUGUGGACGAAUGGUAUUCAGUGAGCUGUAAUAUCACAUCAGAUAAAGAGAAUGUAACUGUGGCUGCAGAGAUAUCCUUGAGUCACGCCGAGCAGUUACUAAGAGAUGUAACUGAACUGCAGAUUUUUGGUGAAAUAUCUUUCAACAAAUCUCUAUAUGAGGGGCUGAAUGCAGAGAACCACAGAACUAAGAUCACGGUCAUCUUCCUAACAAAUGAGGAGUACCAUUCAUUGCCUCUCAUCAUUGGAAGCAGUGUUGCUGGCCUUCUGGUUUUGGUUGUGAUUAUAGUCAUCCUGUUCAAGUGUGGCUUUUUUAAAAGAAAAUAUCAACAACUGAACUUGGAGAGCAUAAGGAAGGCCCAGCUGAAAUCGGACAGUCUACUCUUGGAAAAAGAUUAGGACCUGCUUCUUUGUCCACUGGGAGAGAAUAACCAGCUAAUUCUUGAACUUCUAGAGAUUUGGCAUUGUACUGAUUACUUUUUCCUUAGGAUAAUCUAGAGCAGCAUUGAACAAAUUGUAGAAUAUUAUUUUUUAACCACACAUUGUCCCCCAAAUGUUUGUGCAUUGUACAAAAAGUAAACUUGGGAAACAUCCGCUAUUAAAUAAAGUUGAACUAUUUCCUUUAUAAUAGUGCUUUUAAUUUGCAAAUAUACCUUAAAAUAAAUAUCCCUUUGCAAUAAA
Messenger RNA from Marmota monax (woodchuck), 5837 nucleotides. RefSeq names its product integrin subunit alpha E (gene Itgae). The record is from RefSeq and is a predicted model, not a curated record. Gene Ontology annotation, biological process: cell-matrix adhesion; cell-cell adhesion; integrin-mediated signaling pathway. NCBI's taxonomy places the organism in Eukaryota, Metazoa, Chordata, Mammalia, Rodentia, Sciuridae. Gene Ontology annotation, cellular component: integrin complex; external side of plasma membrane. Gene Ontology annotation, molecular function: integrin binding. The transcript has 31 exons. Bases 2061 to 5555 code for a protein of 1164 amino acids.